Molecule: messenger RNA, 3250 nt
Organism: Trachymyrmex cornetzi
Lineage: Eukaryota; Metazoa; Arthropoda; Insecta; Hymenoptera; Formicidae
Gene: mats
Product: MOB kinase activator-like 1
Exons: 6
Coding region: 432-1085 (217 amino acids)
Source: RefSeq, a predicted model, not a curated record
CGUCCCGCAGUUUAAAAAAGAGAGAAAGGAACCAAGGAAGGGAGAAGAGAAUAGCACGAGAGAAACCGGACAAUUUAGUGGACUGACGACGACGCAGCGAGUGGCUUGGGUUGUGUGGACGGCAAUUCGUCUUCCCAGUAUAGCAGCGUUUACAGGACAAGGAGAGCGAGUAGCAUUGUGAGGAGGCGAUUGCACGCGCGACUCGCGAGUGUGACGGCCGGCUGGCUGGCACGUUCUCGUCGUCGUUGUCGUCAUCGUCAUAGUCAUCGUGAUAAUCGCACAGUCCGUUGUCGUCCAGUCGUCUCGUUACGCGUCUAGUUGAGCAAGGACGCACACAACGGACCUGAGUGGACCACGCGACCGAGCGGAACGGGCGAGAGCGGACCCAACGAGCGAAGCGACUCGGCCACGGCUACGACGAGCCCGUCACGAUGAGUUUUUUAUUUGGGAGUAGGUCUUCCAAGACUUUUAAACCAAAGAAAAACAUCCCGGAGGGUACUCAUCAAUAUGAUCUGAUGAAACAUGCCGCUGCUACUUUAGGCUCCGGUAAUCUACGAUUGGCCGUAAUGCUUCCUGAAGGAGAGGAUUUGAACGAAUGGGUCGCUGUUAAUACUGUUGACUUUUUCAAUCAAAUCAACAUGUUGUACGGCACCAUCACAGAAUUCUGUACGGAGGAGAGUUGUCCCAUCAUGUCGGCCGGACCAAAGUACGAAUAUCACUGGGCCGAUGGUCACACGGUGAAAAAGCCUAUCAAAUGCUCAGCACCCAAAUACAUAGAUUACUUAAUGACCUGGGUUCAGGAUCAAUUGGACGACGAGACUCUAUUUCCAUCCAAAAUCGGAGUUCCUUUUCCCAAGAAUUUCUUGUCUAUUGCAAAAACUAUUUUGAAGCGGUUAUUCAGAGUAUAUGCUCACAUCUAUCAUCAGCAUUUUAGUGAAGUUGUGCAGCUCGGUGAAGAGGCGCAUUUAAAUACGUCGUUCAAACAUUUCAUAUUCUUUGUUCAGGAAUUUAAUUUGAUCGAGAGAAGAGAAUUGGCACCUUUGCAGGAGCUAAUAGAGAAACUGACGGCGAAAGACGCGCGAUGAGUCCGUCUACUGUCUACGAGCCACUCGUCCUCUCGAAACUUUUCCAAAGAAUCUCUCAACCAUGUUAUCUUCGCUAACCCGCACAUAUAAUUACAUUAUUUAAACUGAUCUAUUAAUAUAACUUCACGAUCUGCCUCUGUUUCGAAGAAUUGGCGGCAAAAACAUGUCGCCGUUCCGGAAACAAGCGACUGAUAACGCGAGAAAAUGCCUACAGUGUUCGCUCUGAAACCUCAUUCUUCUCUGACGGCGCAUAGAUAUAUUCUGUAUACUCACUAUGUGCACACAAAUAAAAAGAGAGAGAAAAAACUUAUCGAGUGGAUAAGGAUAACGAGACGGAAGUUAUGAGACGGCGCGUUCGACUUUGUGACUCAAUUUUCUCCAAACGUUCUCCAAGCACGUUUCAAUUGUAAUUUAUCAAUUGCAUUGCUGACACACGAAGGAGAGAUGAUUGAUAUUUAAGUACAAAGUGCACAUUUCGAGGAAAAAACGAAUUCGAAAAUUCUAGAUACACGCGUCUCUGUUUCGCAAACAAACAUUUAAUCGUAAUGCUCGUGGGUAUUCUGCAAUUUUGUUGUUAUUAUCUGCUGCUCUACUGUCGGAUGUAAAAAUACUGUCGCUAUUAUAUAACUGUAGAAAUUACCGAUGCUUCGUAUGGCUAUGUACAAAUGCGAUGGCAUAUCGUAAAUUUCGUAUGGUUACUUUUACGUUUAGUAUAAUUUUGUAAACAAUUAUUUCCUAUUAUUUCUCGGAUUAGUAUCUCGUAUUUCUUAUCGAGAAUUUAGACAUUGUUGGUAUAAUAACACUCAUAUAUAUAUAUAUAUUGCCGUUAAAAAGCAAAGAAAAGUUAACGCGCAAUGCUAUCGCAUUAUUAUGUAACGACUACUUUAAGAUAUCGUCCUGUUAAGCGCUUAUAGACUUAUUUAUACGACUAGGGUUUUUGUACGCGUUUUAUCCCUGUAGAAAGUGAUAUUUCCUGCUUCAGACGCUUUUCAGAUACUGGUAGUUAAACCAUCUACGUCGUCUUACUGCAAUUUCUCGUAUAAUUCUCUCCAGUUAUUAAUUUUCGAUUUCUAGGAAUUAACGUUAUGAACGACAAAAAACUAUCACACAUGUCUUUGUUCUAUGAACGUCGUGAUUGAUGUGACGUAAUAUUUCACUGACAUUUAUCUUCGUCUGUCUUUGCCUAAUUAAAUUUAUGCUGCAUUAAUGAAUGGCAGAUUUCUAGCAGUACUUUAACCAUUCACAAAGUUCGAAUCCGCAAUGUCCGACUUCGAAUAUUUUGUUUUUAGUCGAUACUUAAUAGUGAUUAUAUCGGAUUAAAAGUACAUCGCGAGUUGUAAGUGUCGAGUAUCCUUAACAAUUGAUCAACGUCGCCGACAGUUAUCGUCAUUUAUGUAUGAUGGUCCGAUUAUGUAUGAUCGUCGAUAGCCCGAAUGUAUCAAGUAAUUCGUCGUUUCUUUCGACAUGUUACGCAUGCGAUAAUAAUGAAAUCUUUAGAAAAUUCCAAAGUGCUGAGAAAAACAGUUUUAAAAAGGGAAACAUAUUUUUUUCAUUGCAGUAGACGUUAAGAGUUCAAUCGCGUGAACCUCGUAUAUAUGUAUACGUAUAUACAUAUUGCAUAUAUAUAUAUAUAUAUAUAUAUAUAUAGACGUAUUUUAUUAUAACGACAUAAGAUAGUGAUUAACGGCAGCGAAAUAAGGUGAUAACGCCGUGGAACGAAGACGGCGCGUAUAUACGAUGAAUGUAGACAUAAAUGAUGAUAGUAAUAGUAAUAUUGUAUUCGGUACUUAAGAAAAGAUAGAAGAAGUAAGACGCAGUGAGAGUGAGAGCAAAAAAAAAUCGCAUUUGUCUGCGUUCUUCAGAGAUGGUUACAAAUAGCGUCUGUUCGUGAUUGCGAUGGACGAUAGUCGCCUAUUAGAGAACUAUUUCAUUUGUUCUCGACGACUCGACCGACUACAAACGGCUAUUUUUGGUCUUAUACGCGUUUAUACGAGUAUUAGUGAUUUUCUCGACGCCAACCUGCAACUGCUAUUCAUUCGUGAUGUUUAGACGCUUACCUUAGCGACGUUCCCGAUCGGAGAACACGCGUCCUCUCUCCCUUUCCUCUUGAGCGACUUUCCGCGGCACGAGUGCCUCAAACGCAACACUGUCCGACACGGUCAUGC